Molecule: messenger RNA, 180 nt
Organism: Ambispora leptoticha
Lineage: Eukaryota; Fungi; Glomeromycota; Glomeromycetes; Archaeosporales; Ambisporaceae
Source: the annotation of a GenBank genome assembly
AUCGACGAAUUGCAACGGUGGCUUAACACCAAAGGAUCGCGUGAAUUGGCAUUGAAUAACGAAUUGACUACAUAUUACCGAGAAAUCACUUUGGGUAUGAGUAAUCGACAACAGGACAUAGUUUCUUCACGUACGGAUCAAGAUUUACGAAGAAGUAGGCGUACUAAAGUAACAUUGGCG